Messenger RNA from Mauremys mutica (yellowpond turtle), 8265 nucleotides. It is a transcript of the gene PDE5A, whose product is annotated as phosphodiesterase 5A. The transcript is spliced from 21 exons. NCBI's taxonomy places the organism in Eukaryota, Metazoa, Chordata, Testudines, Geoemydidae. The record is from RefSeq and is a predicted model, not a curated record. Bases 200 to 2668 code for a protein of 822 amino acids. Gene Ontology annotation, biological process: signal transduction. Gene Ontology annotation, molecular function: protein binding; 3',5'-cyclic-GMP phosphodiesterase activity.
UGCGGAUUCACUCUUGUUGCUGAGCUGCUUGCACCAUCUGCUAUCGCUGCUGAUUUACUUACCUCCCAAGUCACUUAAGAGGAAUGGAUGGGUUCUGAAUGAGUUUUGCUGCUGCCCCUCUCUGCAUGGGAUGGGGCGGUAAGAAGAGAGAUCCCCAUUAAUUAUUGACUUGCAGCGAGCGAGAAGGCUUCAGGGAGAAAUGGUCAAUGCAUGGUUUGCUGAGAGAGUUCAUACCAUCCCGGUCUGCAAGGAAGGAACCAAAAACCACAGUGAAGAUUGCUCUUGUCCUGCUCAUCAGACUACCCGAGCUGAGAGCCCCAACCCUGGGACACCAGCAAGGAAAAUCUCUGCUUCUGAAUUUGACAGGCCUCUAAGGCCCAUCAUUGUCAAGGAUUCUGUUGGAACCGUGAGUUUCCUUUCUGGCUCUGGAAAAAAGGAACAGAUGCCUCUGCAAUCUACAAGGAUUGGGACUGAUGCAGGGGAUCAGUGCUCAAGACUCUUAGAACUAGUGAAAGAUAUUUCCAGUCACUUGGACGUCACAGCCCUUUGCCACAAAAUUUUCCUGCACAUCCAUGAGCUCAUAGCUGCUGACCGUUAUUCCCUUUUCCUGGUCUGUGAGGAUAGCUCCAAUGAGAAGUUUCUUAUCAGCAGGCUGUUUGAUGUUGCAGAAGGUUCCACCUUGGAAGAAGCUUCAAACAACUGCAUUCGCUUGGAAUGGAACAAGGGGAUUGUGGGACAUGUAGCAGCUUUGGGCCAGCCUUUGAACAUCAAGAAUGCAUAUGAGGAUCCCCGAUUCAAUGCAGAAGUUGACCAAAUCACAGGAUACAAGACUCAGAGUAUUCUUUGUAUGCCAAUAAAGAACCACAGGGAAGAGGUUGUUGGCGUGGCUCAAGCUAUCAAUAAGAAAUCUGGAAUUGGUGGGAUAUUCACAGAGCAAGAUGAAAAGGAUUUUGCUGCUUAUCUGGCAUUUUGUGGAAUCGUUCUUCACAAUGCUCAGCUAUAUGAAACAUCACUGCUUGAAAACAGGCGUAACCAGGUGCUUCUUGAUCUUGCUAGCUUGAUUUUUGAAGAGCAACAAUCUUUGGAAGUAAUUUUGAAGAAGAUAGCUGCAACUAUAAUCUCCUUCAUGCAGGUGCAGAGGUGCACCAUUUUCAUAGUAGAUGAAGAUUGCACUGAUUCAUUUUCUAGUGUGUUUCACAUGGAGUUUGAGGAAUUAGACGAUUCAGCUGAUGUCCUGAAGAGGGACUAUGAUGCAAACAAAAUAAAUUAUAUGUAUGCUCAGUAUGUCAAGAAUACCAUGGAGCCUCUUAAUAUACCAGAUGUCUGCAAAGACAGAAGAUUUCCAUGGACAAAUGAAAAUGCAGAAAAUCUAAACCAGCACAUAAAAAGUUUGCUUUGUACACCAAUAAAAAAUGGGAAGAAGAAUAAAGUGAUAGGGGUUUGUCAGCUUGUAAAUAAGAUGGAAGAAAACUUGGGCAAAAUCAAGGCUUUCAACAGAAAUGAUGAACAGUUUCUGGAAGCCUUUGUCAUCUUUUGUGGCUUGGGGAUCCAGAAUACACAGAUGUAUGAAGUUGUGGAGAGAGCCAUGGCCAAGCAGAUGGUGACAUUAGAGGUCCUCUCAUAUCACGCUUCAGCCACUGAGGAGGAAACAAGGGAGCUGCAGGUAACAGCGACGGCUGUUGUACCAUCUGCACAAUCUCUCAAGCUAACUGACUUCUACUUCAGUGACUUUGAGCUUUCCGAUAUGGAGACAACACUGUGUUCAAUUCGAAUGUUCACUGAUCUCAACCUGGUGCAGAAUUUCCAAAUGAAACAUGAGGUUCUUUGCAGAUGGAUUUUGAGUGUGAAGAAAAAUUAUCGAAAAAAUGUUGCAUAUCACAAUUGGAGACAUGCCUUUAACACAGCCCAAUGUAUGUUUGCUGCUUUAAAAUCGGGUAAACUUCAGAACAAGCUGACUGACCUAGAGAUACUUGCUUUGCUGAUAGCAGCCCUAAGCCAUGAUUUGGAUCACAGAGGGGUGAAUAACUCUUAUAUACAGAGAAGCGAACAUCCACUGGCUCAACUCUAUUGCCACUCAAUUAUGGAGCAUCACCAUUUUGAUCAGUGCCUGAUGAUCCUGAAUAGUCCGGGAAACCAGAUUCUCAGCAACCUUUCCAUUGAAGAAUACAAGGCCACACUGAAAAUGAUAAAACAAGCCAUUCUUGCCACAGAUUUAGCACUGUACUUUAAGAGAAGGGGAGAGUUUUUUGAACUUCUACGAAAGAAGCAAUUUAACUGGGAAGAUCCUCUGCAGAAGGAGCUAUUUUUAGCAAUGCUGAUGACUGCUUGUGAUUUGUCAGCAAUAACAAAGCCAUGGCCAAUUCAACAACGGAUAGCUGAACUUGUAGCUACAGAAUUUUUUGACCAAGGAGAUAAGGAGAGAAAGGAACUCAACAUAGAACCAACAGAUCUAAUGAACAGAGAGAAGAAAAAUAAAAUUCCCAGCAUGCAAGUUGGAUUCAUAGAUGCCAUUUGUUUACAACUCUAUGAGGCCCUGACACAUGUCUCAGAAGCCUGCUACCCUUUACUGGAUGGCUGUAGAAAGAAUAGGCAGAAGUGGCAAUCCUUAGCUGAACAGCAAGAGAAGAAUCUGAUUAAUGGAGAAAACAAUCAGCCCAAGCGGAACUGAGAUUCUGAUUUAGCAAAUACAAGUUUGAGUUUACUCAGAAGAUACAGUAAUUUGGGGAUACUAUAUUUUGCUAUACACUGUAGGGAUUUGGUUUAUUCUUUGCCACUACUGUAUUUAAAAAUAUAUAUAUGUGUAUUUCCCCUGCCAUUAAAAGCAUAGCAUGACCAUUUUUAUGUGAAUGAUGUAUAAUGAUUGUAUAUUUCUUAGAUUUCAUUUAGGUGAGGUAGAAAAAUAGAACUGCAGAGUUAGUUUACUCUGCUCAGUUCUACACAGAGGUACAAGUACAGUUACUGGACUGCCUUUGAAAGCCUUUUACUUUACAGAUGUACAUAGUUGUUUAGUGUUUUGUGAGUGGCCAGUAUCUUAAGGAUUACCAUAUAUGGCACUUUUCUUCCUCUUUUAUUCUUUGUUAUGUAACCAUACGUAAUAAGCAAUGUUGUUUAUUCUCUUGCAAGAAGCCUGGAGGCAAAAAGGAGCUUGGGGAUUAAAAUUCACUCUAAAGGCCUAACCCAACAAUUGUUAUGCAGACAAAACUCUUGUUGAAAUCAAUGAGAGUUUCAUUUAUAUGGGAAUGCAGGAUUGGGCCCCAAUUGACAAAGUACAGGGACUUGUGUGCUAUACUGUACCAAUGCCUUAUGAUUUUACAAGAAUGUCUCAACAAAAUAGUCAUACCUUUUUGAGAAGUUUUAAAAAAAUACUGUGAAUUACUAAACAAUCAGGGACCUAAGUGAGAUUUGCAGUGGAAGUGCCAAGAAAUUACACAGAGAUGCGAAAGCUACUCAGUGAGAUGAUACGAUAGCACAACUCACAAGGUAGCUAACAGGCUGUCUGGAAGAAUUUGUAAGACGCAGGGCUGGGAGAAACAGAGAAUGGAUGUGAAGAGAAGUAACUGAGCUAACCAGGAUCACUACUGAGCUGCUGAUAAUAUGUUCAUACUGCAGAUGAGUUGUGUCAGUCUGUUGGUUAUGAUGACAUUAAAGAGAAGGAAAAGCACAGGAGAAUGUGAUUAUGAAAGCGUGUGAUGAAAAAACUGGCUCAUCAAGAAUAUGAUCUGGAAAAGAGGAUGUUUCAGGAGAUUGUUAGUGAGUCUCAUUCAUUAGACUAGUAGCACUAAAAAAAUGACCAUGACCACUUUGAAGGCUUGCUUGAGAUUGCAGAUGUUAACCUUGGAAACUAGAAUGUUUUUAUUUUAAAAAGUGAUUUUUAGCACUUAUUCUACUAGGUACAGUUUUUAACCAGAUGAAGUCUUAAAGCAAUAAGUGAAAGGAAGACUGAAAGCAAAAGCAAGUGAGAAUACUGCAGGGACUUAAAUUUUUUAUUUGAGGCAUAAAAAGCAUUCAGAGACAGUGGAUUUGCAGCAGACAUGGAGGAAAUCUUUUUUUUAACAGAGGAAAUGCCUAAUAAAAAUUCUUUUUAAUAGGCCACUUGGCAUGAAUUCAAGAAAGUGUAUGGACAAGACAAACCCCAAAACACUAAAAUAAAGAGAGAACGAAUGGCCAUGUGUAGCCAUGAUCAGUAGAUUAAAAAUGAGACAGGGGCUCAUAAGACUUCUCAGUAAUGCAGAUACAACAUUUGCUGUGUAGAAACCCACAAAGAUGAUGAUUUUCAUAUCUGUAACAGUAUUUUGUACCAGCAGUAGUGAUGGGCAAACCUCAUAUAUUUCAGAGUGUGCAUUCAGUUUGCCUGAACCAUUUAAGCCCACGCAAUUUUAGUUGGAAACUGCAAGAAAUCUUUUUUCCUCAUGAGAUUUUCAGUACCAUCUGCUUACAGUUAAUCUGGAAACGCUGUGAAAACAGCCUCUGUUUAUCAUCCCUCCUGCUUCUGGUCUUAGAAGGAAUCAAAAGAGACAGAGGCACUCAAAUAUGAAAAAUAAUAGAUAGAGGAAAUGUUAAGUAAAUAUUUCAGAAUCUUCCAAAAUAUUAUUUGAUUCUAGAAAUAAGGAAAUGUAGAGGAGAUUGUUCUUGUUGUUUUCUGCAUCAUUUCAAUCAACCCAGUUAGUAGCAACUGAUUUAACUCUAGUUUAAGAUCCCCUGUGAACGUCACUACAUUAUUAUUGCAGCCAAAUUUUAAAAACAUUUGCCUAUAAAAAAAAUACUUGUUCUAAGCUGUCACUCAAGUUUCCAUAAGUCCAAUGUAUAAUAAUGAACAAUUCUUGGGGUAUUAUGAUAUGCAGUGCUCUAUGUGUAUCGAUGCAUAUAUAAUACGAGGGGUGUGGGUGCGUGUGUGUGUGUGUGUAUGUAUAUAAUAUUUUAUAUAUAGGCACAAACACAGUCAUCACUAUUAAAAACUUGUCAUUGCUCCUUAGAUAAAUAAGAUUACCUCAGGAUGUGCAUAUUCCUGUAUUCUUCUUUUUAUUGUAGGAAUUUGCAUACUGCAGUUACUGAAGUAAAAUUAUUUUCUUAUCUAAGCCAUUUAUUUUAUAUAUAAUAUAUGUGUGGAUAAAAUAUUUAUAGGUUUAUUCUUGCUAGUAUGAUCGAGAGCAAAACUUAUUUGGGGAUGACAACAAAUCUACUAUAGUGAUAAAACUGUUAGUAAUACAACAUUAAUAUUAAGAACCCAACUAUUAUGUAUCUUAUUUGCUGUACUCUGUGUGUGUAUAAUAUAGUUUUUUCAUGGCCUGAUUUAUAUUUUUAAAUAAUGCAAAAGAAUGCUGGAGCCAUAUCUUUGGCAUAACAAACAUGUAAAUAACACAGCCAUAAUUUUUUACUUCCACUGACAAAUAUACACAGUUAUAUAGUAUUUGCAUAUAAUUAAGGUAUACAUACAUCCCCACAAAAUCUCUCCCUGUAGAGGAAAGUAUAUGUUGAAACAAAUGUAGACUUCUAUUCUACCUAAGAUUUUUAUCAAAAUAUUGUCCUAACAUACAUGUAUCUGUAUUUAUUUAUUUAAAAAAAACCACAUAUAAACUCUUUAAAACUAUUAGUUUAGGGCCUUAUGUUUUAUGUAUUUUAGGCAAAUUCAGAGAAUGAUCAGGGCAUUAUAUUGCGUUUCAGUCUGCCUGAUUGCAGUUUUUGUUUCAAGGCUCUAGCAUGGUUGGUUUGUGUGCAGAUAAGAUAUUUUUUCGUCUUUGGUAACAUAGGUGACUAUAUAGGUAAAAUAAUGGUUCUCUGCCUGAAAUACAUUGUACAUGAAGAUGGAAAUUUUCAAAGCCAACUAAUGUAUUUAGCUGCAUAGCUAUCAUUAUUUUCAUCAGGAGUUGUGUCUAAAUGCCUUAGUGAUCUGUGUGCCAAAUGCUGCCCUGAUUUACACCCUGUGCACCCAGUGGUGUCAAUGGGAAUUGUACAAGAUGUAAAUUGGGAUAGAAUUUAAGCCUCUGUUGGCCCAAUCCUACUCCCAUUGGAAUUUUCAAGAAUUUUCACAUUGACAUCUUUGGGAGCAGGAUCGGGCCUUCUGGUUCUUCAUAUUGCUUUGAACCAAGAUACCAAGAAAGACCAGUGCUAAUGUGAGGCCAAAUUUUGCCCUCAGAUGUGCAUGCACACUCCCAUUGAAAUGAAUGGAAAAUGUGUUCUCAGAUCCCAGGGCAAAAUUUAGUCCCUUAAUAAAGACUAUUCUUCUUUUUUUCCCCUUUAAAAAAAAUAUUGUAUCACUUAACAUUUACCUAAAGAGUGAGUGAUCCUACUCUUCUCCUUAAAAAAAGAGGGAGGAUCUUAAACAGGAAUAAUAAAACCAUCUAUUCAGCCAGUUACCAUCUCUGUAAUACAGUAUUGUAGAACAAACAGGCUUCCUAUUAUUUCGCAUCCAGUAAAAGAGCAAAAGGAAAAUCACGCAAUAUAUUCUUAAUAGCUACUUAUAUGUAUUGUUGAUUAUAAAUCAAUAACAUCUUGUCAACCAGUCAGUCUCUAAUGUCUCCCAGCAGUCUGAAGUUAAGUGGGUCACCACAUGCUGCUUUCAGAUGGUGGGGAUGCUGACAGGAUAUUGAUUGUGAGUUCUUUCUGUCUGUGAAACAUUCAAUAGUAGCAAGGCUGUCUCUCUACAACAACGAGUUUGAUUUUUCAGAAGCCUACUUUUGCCUUGUGCACAUGCAACCCAAGUGCAUGCAAAAGUGAGUUUUUGAAAAUCCAGCCCAAUGUAUUUCAUUUGGGGGUGGCUCUGAGAUGCCACAUUCAGGUGUGGAAUCUAAUCCAGAUCUAAGAUUCUUUAGUUUCAGGGGCAUUUGGUCCCAGUAUUCUGGUUCAGCCCAUUAGAGAAGCCUGAAGUCAGGUAGGUCAAAUCUAGAUCCUAAAAGUUUAUGGGGUGCUGAACCAGUGUGUUGGUUUGAUCUCAUAGCAAUUGUAAACCAGAAUCAAAGCAGAGUGCUGACUCAUGCAAAUGAUUCAUAAUAAAUUAUGAAGCUGUAAGGGAGUAUCUCUUAAAGGCCUGAUCCUGUGGGUAGAAAUUUCAUUAGCUUUAACUGGGAGUUUGGCCUGUGUGAGGGUUGUAGAAUAGGCCCCUCCAUGACUAAUCACAUGCAGUCUACAUUCCAUAAGCACUCUGCUAUUUCUACAAUAUCCCUGGUCUGGAACAAUCACUCUCAUAAGAACUCUCCAGACCCCUGCAUUGCUUUAAAAGAUGGGUCUGAGCUUUUUUGUUCGGACACUCAUAGAAAUGAAAGCCAUCAUCUGAGUCAGGUCUGAAUAUUCGUGACAUUUUACUAGAUACAGCAAAUUAUGAGAUCAAGCUAUUUCUAUGUUCAGCAUUGCUAGCUGAAGGAAAAUUGUGUGGAAAGGCUUGUUUUCCACAGAGAGGUUGGUUUCCAUGGAGAAAUUCAUAUCUAAGCACCAUUUGUAAAUGUAUAUUAAUAAAGUGUGCUAACCAGUAGCUGGCUUCUGCUAACUGCUGCACCAUGAGCUCGUCCAUUCCAUGAUAUAGGGUCUCUGAUCAAAUGCCCACUUGAAGUCAAUGGAAUGAUUCCCAUUAACUUCAGUGGAAGCUGGAUUGGGCCCCAUAGAGAGCUGCGGAGCGGGCCAAAUUUAUCUUUAUUCUUGCCUAUACCUAUAAAGACCCUGGACCAAAUUCUUGCCCUCAGUGACACCUGCACAGUCUAUAGUUCAUUCAGCCAGCCCCCACUGACUUCAAUGGUACCACACAGGUGUAACUGAAGUUAGAAUUUGAGCCUUCUGUGUAUAAACAUGAUAGACACAUGCACGUGUCUGUUAAAGAAUGUAGUGUGAAAAGCACUGUACAUAGUUUAAAAAUAAAUUUCUAUUAUAGUUUAAUAAAAGGAAUCGUAAUGAACUGUCACUUGCCACUGAGUAUGUCUAUUUGUAUUCUUCUACCUUUUCAAACAUUUUAACAAAUAUAUAGUUUCUGGGCACAGUAUUUUUGUACUAGGCUAACAAGGUUACUAUGUAUAUUAUGUUCAGCUUUUAAGUAGUAUUAAAGUCUUUUGAAUGUUGAUUUGUUCUUGCUUCUUCAAUUUUCCCUACUACAUAGUUAUUCAGUACAACUCUCUUAAGUUUGUUAAGAGAAUUGUUUGUCCUAGUUACUGUAUAGUUGAUAAAAGAAAGAAUAUACAGCUAGGUAAUUUUCUAUGAUCAAACUGCUAUUCAACUACUUAUUUCCUCAUUCUCUUUGUAUUGUUUUUCAUGCUUUGUAAAAUAAAAAAAGGAAGAUGUCAA